AUUGAACUACCUUUUUUGGUUUCUUGCAAGCUGAACCCUAAUGAUAACUUUUUUCAGGUUCUCAGCAAAGGUCAGACACUGGGUCCUGCUGGAAUUUUAGUUGCACUGAGGAAUCCUGGUUCAGAGGUAAACAUCCAAGCCACAAUCACUCAACCUGGAGGAAAGUAUGCCUUUUUUAAAGUACUUCCUGGGAAAUAUGAAAUCUUUGCUUCUCAUCCUACAUGGAUGUUGAAAAAGACUAGUACAACUGUACGAGUGACCAGUUCCAAUGCUUAUGCUUCUGGCCCUUUGGUUGUAGCGGGUUACAAUGUUUCAGGAUCUGUCCGGAGUGAUGGAGAGCCCAUGAAAGGUGUAAUGUUCCUCCUUUUUUCUGCAUCAGUGACUAAGGAGGAUGUUGUGGGCUGCAACACCUCUCCAGUGGAAGGCUUUCCUGAAAGGGAUGAUUCCCUUGUCUAUCUCUGCAAUGUCAUAUCCAAAGAGGAUGGCUCCUUUACCUUCCUGUCUUUGCCUAGUGGGAAAUACACUGUAGUACCUUUUUACAGAGGAGAGAGAAUUACUUUUGACGUUGCUCCAUCUAGACUGGAUUUUGCAGUAGAACAUGACAGUUUGAAAAUUGAGCCUGUCUUCCACGUUAUGGGCUUCUCAGUUACAGGUAGGGUUCUGAAUGGUCCUGAAGGUGAAGGUGUUGCAGAUGCUACUGUUAUGCUGAACAGCCAAAUUAAAGUUACCACAAAGCCAGAUGGUUCUUUCCGCCUUGAAAAUAUAACCACUGGCACAUACACCAUUCAUGCCCAGAAAGAGCAUCUCUUCUUUGAUACCAUUAUGGUGAAAAUUGCACCAAACACUCCCCAGCUGGCUGACAUCAUAGCAACAGAAUUCAGCGUGUGUGGACAAAUCUUGGUAACCCGUUUUCCUGACUCUAUCAAGCAGAUUAACAAAUACAAGGUGACUAUGUGGCCCCAAGAGAAGGACAAAGCAGUGUUGGUGACUACAGAAACUGACACUCGUGGGGUGUUUUGCUUCAAGGCAAAGUCAGGCUCAUAUGUUAUCCAGGUUAUUGUUCCUGAAGCAGAAGCCAGAGCAGGUCUUGCUUUGAAGCCCAAAACAUUUCCUGUGACUGUUUCCUCUAAGCCAGUGCUGGAUGUGACCUUCUCCCAGUUCCUGGCCUCUGUCUCAGGGAAAGUCAUCUGCUUAGAUGCUUGUGGUGAAUUGACAGUGACUCUUCAGUCUGUGACCCGUCAGGGUGAAAAGCACAAUCUCCGACUUGCUGCAAAGUCCAACUCAGUGACUUUCAUAUUUGAAAAUGUACUUCUGGGCAAAUAUAAAAUGAGUAUUAUCCAUGAGGACUGGUGCUGGAAGAAUAAAUCCUUAGAACUUGAGAUUUUGGAAGAAGAUGUCUCAGGGGUAGAAUUCCGUCAAACUGGAUAUAUGCUGAGAUGCUCUCUUUCUCAUGCAAUUACUUUGGAGUUCUAUCAGGAUGGGAAUGGACCAGAGAAUGUUGGCAUUUACAAUCUAUCCAAAGGAGUGAAUAGGUUCUGUCUCUCAAAACCUGGUGUGUAUGAAGUAACACCACGUUCCUGUCACAGAUUUGAGCAUGAAUACUAUACCUAUGACACGUCUGCUCCAAGUAUUCUGACACUGACUGCAAUUCGGCAUCAUGUCCUUGGAACAAUAACAACAGACAAACUGAUGGAUGUGAUGGUUACCAUUAAAUCCUCAAUCGACAGUGAACCUGACUUAGUGCUUGGUCCAUUGAAAUCACAGCAGGAAGUGCGCCGUGAGCAGCAGCUCGCUGAAAUUGAGGUCCGUAGACAAGAGAGAGAAAAGAAAGGGCUGGAGGAAGAAGGGUCUGAGCCACCGGUACAGGAAAUGGUGGAGGAACUGCAAGGACCAUUCCACUAUGAGUUCUCCUACUGGGCAAGGUCUGGUGAGAAGAUCAUGGUGACACCAUCCUCAAAAGAGCUGCUUUUCUAUCCACCUUCAAUAGAAACAGUUGUCAGUGGAGACAGCUGUCCAGGGAAGCUGAUAGAAAUCCAUGGAAAAGCAGGUUUGUUCCUGGAAGGAGCCAUCCAUCCAGAAUUGGAAGGUGUUGAGAUUGUCAUUAGUGAAAAAGGAGCACCAUCACCCCUCAUCACUAUUUUCACAGAUAACAAAGGUUCCUAUAGCGUGGGUCCACUCCACAGUGACCGAGAAUACACUGUUAGUGCCCAGAAAGAAGGAUUUGUCUUGAGUGCUGUGGAAGGAACAGUUGGGGACUUCAAAGCUUUUGCUUUGGCUGGAGUCACUUUUGAGAUUAAAUCUGAAGAUGACCACCCUCUUGCUGGGGUCCUCCUCUCCCUGAGUGGUGGAGUGUUCCGCUCAAACCUUCUAACUCAAGAUAAUGGCAUGCUGACCUUUUCCAACCUGAGCCCAGGACAGUACUACUUCAAGCCCAUGAUGAAAGAAUUUCGAUUUGAACCUUCAUCUCAAAUGAUUGAAGUGCAGGAAGGACAGAACCUUAAAAUCACCAUUAUUGGUUACAGGACAGCAUACAGCUGUUAUGGAACUGUUUCCUCUUUGAAUGGGGAACCUGAACAAGGGAUUUCUGUGGAAGCUGUCGGACAGGGACAGUGUAGCAUAUAUGGAGAGGACACAGUGACCGAUGAAGAGGGCAAGUUCAGACUGCGGGGCCUUCUGCCUGCUUGUAUGUAUUACAUCCAACUGAAAGCAGAAGGCAACGAUCAUAUUGAAAGAGCCCUUCCUCAGUACUCUGCAAUUGAGGUUGACAACAGUGACAUUGACAAUGUGAAUAUUAUCGCUUUCCGCCAGAUUAACCAGUUUGAUCUAAGUGGAAACGUGAUCACCUCUUCUGAGCAUCUCCCUACCUUAUGGGUAAAGCUUUACAAAAGUGAAAACCUUGACAACCCAGUUCAUACUGUCUCUUUAGGCCAGUCCUUAUUCUUCCAUUUUCCACCACUACUUCGGGAUGGAGAGAAUUAUGUGGUGCUUUUGGAUUCAACACUUUCAAAAUCCCAGUAUGACUAUACCUUACCUCAAAUAUCUUUUACCACGAUUGGUUACCAUAAACACAUCACACUGGUUUUCAACCCAACGAGGAAACUGCCUGAACAGGACAUUGCACAAGGAUCGUACAUCGCUUUGCCACUAACACUGCUGCUUCUGUUGGCUGGUUACAACCAUGAUAAGUUAAUUCCUUUGCUGCUCCAGCUAACAAGCCGUCUCCAAGGGGUGCGUGCGCUUGGGCAGGCAGGUUCCGACACAGGGGGACUUGAGGACAUGAAGAGGCAAGCCAAGAAACAGAAGAUGAGGCGGACGUGAGACAGAAGAAGCACUCCUGUGAAUUUACUUUUUUCACCUGGCAUCGCUGCUGAAAAGAACUGAAAGUGAGACUGGUGAAGACUUCUCUUCACAUCUGAGCCCUUGACUCAUUGUACUUCCAUCCAUCUGACAUGGGGAUGACUGAACAUCACAGUUGAUUUUAAAAAUGACUCAACUGGCUUUAGUCACAGAAAAAUAAUUGCCGUACUAAAGGUGGUACUGGGACAGUGUUUUGUUUGAGAACAUAAAUUGUUUUUGUUCAUUUGAGAUUCACUAAAACAAGAAUAAAACACUGAUUUCACCUCCCA
Molecule: messenger RNA, 3626 nt
Organism: Sceloporus undulatus (fence lizard)
Lineage: Eukaryota; Metazoa; Chordata; Lepidosauria; Squamata; Phrynosomatidae
Product: nodal modulator 1-like
Exons: 27
Cellular component (GO): endoplasmic reticulum membrane
Molecular function (GO): carbohydrate binding
Source: RefSeq, a predicted model, not a curated record